AUGAUUACCAGUUCUGAACCAUCUUUCAUUUUUCUUUUUCUGUCUUUUAUUUUCUUCUUCUUUCCUUUGUCUUUCUUUUGCUCUCAUUCUUUUCUUCUCUUUUGUUUAUCUCUUUUCUUUGUUCUCAUUCUCUUUGAUUUCCAAUCGUGUUUGUCUAUUGUUGCUUGGCAAAUAUCCGAACAACAACCCGCAACUCAAGGUGUUAAUCGUGCCGAGGAGGAAUGGCUACUGCGUUAUGAGGUCGCUUCCCUACAGGCUUCGGAACCCUGUCUAGUAACACAUGCUGUCAACAGCAGCAAACGCGUACACACCACCACUUGCGUAGAUAAACACAGUCACAUCCGAAAGCUCUCUCUCUCUCUAUUCGUCUACACAUUCAUUAGCGCAAACCACAAAUACGCUUUCAACUAUGCUCUGAAUAUACGCAGCUACCCACCUCUCUCUUUGUAUCUGUUUUUUUUUUCUUGCUUUACACCCCCUCCCACUUUCUUUCUAUUUCUCUCUUUCUUCUUCUCUCUGCAGUACAACUGCAUAUCUAUUUAUAUACCUAUAUAUCGCUAUCUAUGUACGGAUAAGUCUAUUCAUUUCACUUUAUUUAUCUACGUAUAUUUGGUCAAUCUUAUAUUUUUCUUUCUAUCUAUCUAUGCAUAUCUUGUCUAUAUCUAUCUAUCUAUCUAUCUAUCUAUCUAUCUAUCUAUCUAUCUAUCUAUCUUCCGUUAUACGGUCAUGACUCUCUCUCUCUCUCUCUCUCUCUCUCUCUCUCUCUAUCUCUCUCUCUCUAUCUCUCUCUCUGUGAACACCCAGGACUUCUAG
Messenger RNA from Acanthosepion pharaonis, 813 nucleotides. The record is from the annotation of a GenBank genome assembly. Lineage: Eukaryota; Metazoa; Mollusca; Cephalopoda; Sepiida; Sepiidae.